UCCCCCUAGAACAAAACACCCUUCACGUCUCUGCUGCAAAAGAGGAACCGUUUCAUGGAUUAAAGAGCUGCAUGGAUUUUUGUGUGAAAUCUGAGAAGUUAUGAUGCUGAGUUUAGGGUCAAAGAAGAAAGACAAUCUAUCCAGAAUGGAAAGACCCAUUACAGCCUUGCCUCAGCUGAGCAACGAGAUGCAGCUGAGCAUCAUGAACAAGGUGAAGAACGGAGAGUUGUCCAUCGAGGAUGCUCUGAACCAGGCCAGGAAGGACCAGGCGCAGCUGUUUAAACAGCACAGUCUUGCUGAAGAGGAACAGCUUCCCACACAAUACAACUUCAGUGUUCACAAGCAUGGCCGCUACAGGUGGCAGAAGCGGGUUUUUCAGAUUGAUUUUAAGACCAAAAUGCUGUGCAGCAUCGAAAAAGGCAUCGUCAAGCGCCAGCUCCCCUUCACCCUCGUUAAGAGCUGUGAUGAUGGCGUCGGAUCGAGGUUCUCUAUUUCUUUUAAAGGACAUCAUGACUAUGAACUGGAGGCCACUUCACUGGAGGACAAACACAAGAUGAUGCAGCUUGUGAAUCAGAUUAUUUACGGGAACAUAUACGACGCUCCUGAGGAGGGCAAUGAAGAAACGCAUCAGCAGCCUCAAGCAUCACAGAGCCUUCGCGAAGGCGUCCUGUUGCUGCACAGAGGCGGCCUGGCGUCUUUCAGAUGGGUGAAAUAUGAGGCCAAGCUCCAUCCAGGCCAGCUAAUACUGCGGCGAGCUGUUGCUAACGGUGACGUGACUUCCUCAGUGCCCAUGCCCAUCGUGAUUCACCUGUCAGACGGUGACACCAGCGUACAGACAUCUCAUAGCUCCGAUACUUUCACCCUGAUCACCCACAAAAAUGAGUACCACUUCAGGAUUCCGGUAUCAGAACAAACAUCUGCUUCAGGGACUGUCCAGAGGGAGCAGGAAAACUGGGCCCAUGCCAUCCAGAAACUGUGCUCGCACUGGAAGAGGAAGUCCAGGGGUGAACAUAUGUUUUUGGAAGCAACAACUCUACGACAGCUCAGCAUAGUCGAAGACGCAGAGGAUGCCGAUACAGAUCCGGAGUCCAGUGGUGAAUCUAGUGGUGGGAAUGUGACUAAUAAUUACCCCCCAGCUGAUUACCCAACGUCACAUCCCUCUCCUGGUGGUGGGGAUCGGUUAUCAGCUGGUGAUGUGAGUCCCUCAGCAGAUAAAACAAAGCCAGUCCCUAAACCUCGCAACCCUGCUAAGACUGCUAGUCUUGUUAUUGGACCUGAUGUUUCGCCUCCUGUCAUACCACCACCGUCCUCUCCAGGUGUUGCCCUGCGUUCACCCACCUCUCCUGCACCCAUACCCUGCCACAUGGCCCUCACACCCCCUCCUGCUGUCCCACGGUCUCCUUCCCAUGAACCAGCCUCCCCAGUUGUGAAAAUUCCUCCACCUCCAAAUAUCCCGGCCCCUCCACCUUUACCUUUUACAUUUAAGAAAAUCUUUAAAAAAAAUCGCACCAAGGCUUUCCACUGGGACGUUGUCGGCUCAGAGAAGAUUGCAAAAUCAUUUUGGAUACAAGAAAGCACCAAGAGGAUUGAAAUCGACACAUCCAGCUUAUACGAGCAAUUUGCAGUUAAAGAUCUGGGGACGUUUGGUGCAACUGAGCCGAGUAAUACCCAGAAUAUUAUGCUCAACCAGAAGAUUGCACACAACUUCAACAUUUUCCUCAAAAGUUUUCCAGUGCAACCGGGAGAGCUGAAGGACAAACUGUUCAUCAUUAAUGAGGAAGAUGGAGGCCUGUCUGAUGAGCACAUCACCUCUCUGAGGAGGUACGUUCCCACCAUGGAUGAUGUGGAAAUGUAUAAAUCCCACAAAGGACCUGUGACAGAGCUGCAUAUUGUGGACCAGUACAUGAUGGAGAUGUGCAACAUCCCCUACCUGAGCACACAACUUGACCUGCUGCUGACUCUGAGAGAGCUCCCGACCGCCAUGAACGACCUGCAGCCUCUGAUUAACCAGAAGAUCAGAAUGUGCACGCAGCUGUACUACUGCAGGUCAUUUGUUUCCGUGCUGGAGUACCUCCUCGCCAUUGGCAAUUACCUCAACGAGAACGCCGGAAAAGGAAAGGCCAAGGGAUUCCGCCUCUCCUCCUUAACUAAACUCUCGCAGCUCCGUGGGAGAGACAGAAAGUUCACCUUGCUGCAUGCCCUUGUGGAGCAGAUCAUGUUGCAUGAACCGUGCUUAGCCACUUUUACCCAGGAGUUGGCAGAAUUUGAAACUGUCCCGGGAGCUUCCAUCAAAGGCCUGACCGCAGAAGUAGAUGUCCUGAAGAAUGAACUGCAGAAAGUCGUCCAGUAUAGAAAAACCUCCAAGAAGAGAAACGGUGGAGCUCAACAUCCAAACUUCUCCAAAGACCUGAAGAUGGCAAUUGAGAAAUACAACACGGAUCUUUCGGCUCUGACAAAGACGUGUGAGGAGAUGAAGAAACUCUACUCUGUCAUACUGGUGAAAUUCGGGGAACCAGCGGAUCAAGACUCUCAGGAGCUCUUUGGGUUGAUCUGUCAGUUCAUCAAUGAAUUCAAGAGGACCCACGCCGAAGUUGUAUGAGUUAUACUGUGAAGAGUACACAUUGUAUAUAGUUUAUUUAAUAAUCGCCAUAUAAUCAUUAUUAAACAGAUCCUAUCCUCCUAAGGCCUCUUUAACACUGUGGGAUUUUUUGUCUGUCUGAGACAAAAGUUAAAAAUCGUGACAGUAAUGACAGAGUCAGAAGUUUAAGGCAGCUUUUGAAAAAAAUGUUUAGGGGGAAAACAUUUACAGGUCUGUAUUUUUAAUCUAAGGCUCUACAAGUAUGUUUUAGCAUUAUUAA
Scomber scombrus (Atlantic mackerel) is the source of this 2858-nucleotide messenger RNA. RefSeq lists its product as uncharacterized. The coding region runs from base 101 to 2599 and encodes 832 amino acids. The record is from RefSeq and is a predicted model, not a curated record. Lineage: Eukaryota; Metazoa; Chordata; Actinopteri; Scombriformes; Scombridae. The transcript is spliced from 17 exons.